This is a messenger RNA of Paramecium sonneborni, 359 nucleotides long. The record is from the annotation of a GenBank genome assembly. NCBI's taxonomy places the organism in Eukaryota, Ciliophora, Oligohymenophorea, Peniculida, Parameciidae.
GAUAUUUUGGUUUAUAACAAGUAUGAUGAAAAUGUAAUAAAAUAAUGGAUUAAGGAGAGAAAUGGAAUGUAGAAUAAAAAAAGAGUGAAAAUGAACAUGAAUAAGAUAAAAAAUAUAUAGAAAAUGAGAGAUAGAAAGUUAGAAUAAGGAAUUGAAGUUGGAAUGAUUUUUGAGUGAAGAAAGAAUUUGUAGAAAAUGAAGGAAUACAAUUUUAUAAUAAAUGGAAUAUAAAAUUAAUAAAUAUAAGAAUAGAAAAUAUAAAGAUACUGCAGAUUAUGAAAAUAGUACACGAAAAAAUGGCAUAUCAUGAGAUGGAAAAAAUUGAUAAAAAAAUGAAAGAAAAAGGAGUAUAAAGUGAG